AUGUUAACUUGGGCGCCUGGAAAAGCCCGCCACAACACUCCAAUCAUCACGCACGGAGAGGGCGUGUAUCUCUAUGAUGACAAGGGGACGAAAUUUUUGGACUGGACCUCGCAGGCAGUGUGCUCUAACAUCGGAUACGAUCUUCCCGAAGCAGUGAUUGAGGCCACAACCAAGCAAAUGUCGACUCUUCCGUUUGUAUACGGUGGCCUUGGUAUCUCUGAAGUUCGAGCGCGACUCAGUAAGCUCAUGACGGAACUUCUUCCCGGAGAUUUACAGGGAAUGGUCUUUCCGUCGUGUGGAUCGGAAGCGAACGAAGCAGCCAUCAUGAUGGCGCGUCGCUACACAGGAAAGUACAAGGUAAUCAACUGGUACCGUUCCUAUCACGGAGGGACGUCCAACUCGCAACAAGCAACGGGGGACUUCCGCCGAUGGUUCGGUGGCGAUCACGUUCCCGGCUUUGUCAAGGCUUUCCACCCCUUUCCACUGUUUUGGGACUUGGCGGGGGCGACGGAAGAAGAACGGACACAGCACGCCCUCAACAUGCUCGAAGAACAAAUACUGAACGAAGGUCCCGACUCAAUCGCUAUGGUCCAGUUUGAGUCGGUCAUCGGCGGUGGCGGUGUGCUCGUUCCUCCCAAGGGGUACAUGCAAGGAGUCCGUGCCAUGUGUGACAAGUAUGACAUUCUCAUGCAUUGUGAUGAAGUCAUGGUCGGGUUCGGGCGCACCGGAGAACUGUUUGGUUUCCAAAAUUACGAAGGAGUAAUUCCCGACAUUGUAACUGCUGCGAAGGGCGUGACCUCGGCAGCUCUUCCUUUGUCCAUGACGGCUUGCCGCAAGCACAUUAUGGAAGCCUUUGAAGAAAAACCAUUGGGCUGGGGAUCAACUUAUGCGUCGCACCCUGUCGCAAUGGCUUGCGCUUACGAAAACAUCAAAUACUUGAUCAAGAAUGAUGUUAUUGGACACGUGCAGCGGCUUGCCCCUACCCUCGAAAGCGAAAUGCGCAGAUUGACCGAGAACCAUCCGUCUAUUAAGCAAUACCGUAGUAUUGGUAUGUUCGGUUGCUUCGAUGCUCACUUACCGGACGGUUCCAACCCACAGCUUCAGCACACGGCUAUUGACAAAGCCUUUGUCGAGUAUAAGAAAGCCUAUACCGCCAAUGGCCUCAUUGGUCUACUCCGCCCCCCACACAUGCAUGUUGCGCCACCGCUCGUUAUCUCUGAAGAAGAACUUCUGGAUGGGUUUGAUCGACAGGACAAAGCUCUCUACGCCCUUGAUGACGCUCUCGGCUUCUAA
Molecule: messenger RNA, 1293 nt
Organism: Phaeodactylum tricornutum CCAP 1055/1
Lineage: Eukaryota; Bacillariophyta; Bacillariophyceae; Surirellales; Neidiaceae
Exons: 1
Coding region: 1-1293 (430 amino acids)
Cellular component (GO): cytosol
Molecular function (GO): transaminase activity; pyridoxal phosphate binding
Source: RefSeq, a predicted model, not a curated record